Molecule: messenger RNA, 2073 nt
Organism: Hyalella azteca
Lineage: Eukaryota; Metazoa; Arthropoda; Malacostraca; Amphipoda; Hyalellidae
Gene: NiPp1
Product: nuclear inhibitor of protein phosphatase 1-like
Exons: 6
Cellular component (GO): nuclear speck
Molecular function (GO): mRNA binding; protein serine/threonine phosphatase inhibitor activity; protein binding
Source: RefSeq, a predicted model, not a curated record
ACUUUUUUGGUGAAUUUUCCUAAGUUGAGAAUCUUAGAUUUCUGUUUUAAUUUGCAGAUAUUCUGUAGGACAAAAAUAAGUUUUAAUGCAGAAUUCAAAUUGCCUAUUUUCAGGGCUGGCAAGCCAGCUGUCGGCCUGCAUUUGGAUGUGGCAAAAGGAGAUCGCCUCAUUCAGAAACUCAUGGUGGACGAGAAGAAAUGCUAUUUAUUUGGACGCAACCCACAACUAAAUGACUUCUGCAUAGACCAUGCCAGCUGCUCUCGUGUUCAUGCUGUGCUUGUCUACCACAAGGUGUUGCAGAAAGCCUUCUUGGUUGACCUGGGCAGCACUCACGGGACGUUCCUUGGCAAGAUGCGCCUUGAAGGCCACAAGCCCACCCAGGUGCCACUGAACUCAACAUUUCACUUUGGGGCGUCGACGCGCAUGUACACGCUGCGUGAGCGCCCUCACUCUGCCCCCAAGCCCGUCAUGGAGGAGCUGGAGAAAAUGCCCACUGAGGAUGGGGAUGGUGCCCUGCUGGGUCUGCCUGAGACAGAGACAGAACUUGAUAACCUGACGGAGUUCAACACGGCGCACAACAGACGCAUCACAAUGCUGGGCAUAGACGACGAGGAGGCAAGACCCAGGAAGAGACACAAGUUCAACAUCAGCUUCAAGGAUGAGGAAGACGUCAUUAACCCUGAAGACAUCGACCCCAGCAUCGGGCGGUUCAGAAACCUCCUUCAAACUACAGUCGUGCCCAAUAAGAAGAGACGCAUUGACGCUCCGACGGCCUCGAUCGCCAGCGUUCGUGCCGGACACGGCCACCGGUCCACACUCCACCCCGACAGCGGGGGACUCUACGAGGACCUUCCCCCUGGGGAGGCUGGGGACUUCAUGAGUCCCACGCCUUACCACCACACCCUCGGCAACCCCUUCUUCUCUCCCUUUAUCUCCUCCAAACUGGGGCUGCCUCUCCCCAACCCUGCCCCUGAGGUAGAGCUAUUGCCUCCCGAGCCCCCGCCCUCUGCAGAGGUACCUGCUGUGCCCGCCGCUGGGGCCCCCGGAGCCGACCCUGAUGAGCCCAAGAAGAAGAAAUACGCCAAGGAAGCCUGGCCUGGCAAGAAGCCCGCGCCUGCGUUGCUUGUAUAAACCUGACUUCAUCAUCCCUUUUGUGUAUUUUUAUAUCAGUGUCUUGUAUCCUGCCAUUAGCCGGGAUGUUGCGUUCUUGAGUUUUGCACACAAAAUUACCAUUUUGACCAUGAAAAACUACAGGAAAUUCAUUAAUUUGUUGUGGAGUGAACAUAACAACGAGUAUUCAUUUGUAGGUGCGAACUCAUGUCGGUCGUUUAGGAAGACACUGUUCAAAUUAAAAGCUUAAAAAAUGUUACUAAACUGAAAGAAAUAAGAAAACCUCGUCUAAAAGCAUUGAUGUCACCUAUGUGAUACGUAAAACUCGUUGGCUAUCAAACGCUUGUUUUCGUUCUCAGAAAUAUCUUGCAUUAUCCUAAUAAUAUCAUUUCCCAUAAUGAGGUUGAGAGGAGUGAGUUAUAGCAAUAGGGUUGAGCGUCCAGACAACUACGACGGUAACUUAUCAUAGUAUUUUUGUAAUCAUGCGCUCCAUGUGAGUAAUUGGAUAAUUUCUUUGAUCCUGUCAUUUGUUUUCGGUGUUGAAAAUUGGAUGGAUAGUAUAGCAAUUUAAUUGUGCUACUCAAGAUAAAUUAAUUAUUUCAGCCAAAUUUAUUGCCUGGCUUACAGGACAAAUCAAGCCAAGAAUGAAGAUUUAGAACAAAUUCUCAUCUAGCCUAUUCGCAUCAUGAUCGAAGCAUCCAGUGUUUUGAACUAUGAUUGAAAUACCAAAUUAUCUCUAUUCGUAUCUUAUGUUCUUAUCUCAAACGACAUUCUUUCUCAUAAUGUCCUUGCAAUGAACGAACGCAUCGUUUCCUUGCUAACUCUUCUCGCCCAUCAACCAUCACUGAUCAUCAUUCUCAUCACCUACAGGUCCAUGUGCAUCAAUUCUCCGUUAUUGUUGCAUUUCCCCGUUAUAAAUAAGGUGCGACAUAAUUUUGUGCAACUAAAUUAACCGUAUGUUGU